UCGGAUCCAGGAUACGAGUCGGAUCGUGCCAGCUUCGCGUCCACGUCUUUGUCCAGCAGCGUACGAGACUACCUGUUCGAGAACGGGAGGCGCUACCACAGAUUUAGGGAGGGGAGGUACAACUUUCCCAACGACGAAGCAGAGCAGGAUCGCGAGGACAUGAAGCACACAUGCGUCAAGCUGCUGUGCCAGGAGCAGCUAUUCUUUGCCCCGAUCCGCGAUGGGAGUCUGCAUAACAUCCUCGACAUCGGGACGGGUACGGGCAUCUGGGCUCUCGAGAUGGGCGACCAGUUCCCCUCAGCCAACGUCCUCGGCAUCGACCUAAGUCCUAUACAGCCGGACUGGGUGCCCGCCAACGUGCGCUUCGAGGUGGAUGACGCCGAGAGCCCGUGGAUUCAUCCCCUAGAUCAUUUUGAUUAUAUACACACCAGGCACACCGUCAUGGCCAUCAAGGACUGGCCAAAACUGUACCGGACAGCUAAAGAUCACCUUCGCCCCGGCGGCUGGAUCGAGUCGCAGGAGAUCUACCACUACCCAAUCUCUUUGAACAACUCAAUGCCCCCGGACCACCCCGUCGCACAGUACUGGGCACUGAUCCACCAAGGCCUCAACCGGCUGGGCAUUGACUUCCAGGCAGCAGCUGGUGGCAAGAUCGCGGCUAUGAUGCGCGACGCAGGCUUCGUGAACGUGCAGGAGCGCAUAUUCCACGUGCCACUCGGCACCUGGCCCAAGCACCCAGAACUCAAAGUGGUCGGCGAGUACUGGAGGCACAUCCUCCUCGUAGGGGCACAGGCCAUCGCCCUGGGGCCUCUGACCCGGGGCUGCGGCUGGACCAGGGAGGAGGUCGAGGUGUUUUUGAUCGAGCUGAGGAAGGCUUAUUACGACAACAACUGUCUCAUGUACAUGCCCAUGUACGUGACAUAUGGCCAGAAACCGGAGCACUGA
Cryphonectria parasitica EP155 is the source of this 945-nucleotide messenger RNA. Its product is annotated as S-adenosyl-L-methionine-dependent methyltransferase. NCBI's taxonomy places the organism in Eukaryota, Fungi, Ascomycota, Sordariomycetes, Diaporthales, Cryphonectriaceae. The record is from RefSeq and is a predicted model, not a curated record. The transcript is spliced from 2 exons. The annotation marks the transcript as partial. Gene Ontology annotation, molecular function: methyltransferase activity.